AUGGCCGAGGGCAAGGCCAGAGGGAGCCUCGGGCAGCCGCACCUGUUCCGACAAGACCUGUGCACGCUGGACGUGAGCCAGCUGACCCCGCCGUCCAGCGAAGUGACCAGCCGGCAGGCCACCAUCAACGUGGGCACCAUCGGGCACGCGGCCCACGGCAAGUCCACGGCGGUGAAGGCCGUUUCGGGCGUGCACAUGGUGCGCUUCACGACCGAGCUGGAGAGGAGCAUCGCCACCAAGCUGGGCCACGCCAACGCCCAGAUCUGCCAGCUGCGCACCUGCCUGCCCGCGCCUGGGCCGCCGCUCCCCGCCGAGUCCCCCGCCGACAUCCCUGGCAGAGGCAACUUCCAGCCGGUGCGGCACGUGUCCUUCGUGGGCUGCCCCGGCCACGACAUCCUCAUGGCCACCACGCUGAACAAGGCGGCCCUGAUCGAGGCCGCCCUCCGCCUCAUCGCGGGCAACGAGUCGGGCCCGCAGCCGCAGACCUCGGAGCACCUGGCGGCCUUCGAGAUCGUGAAGCUCAAGCACAUCCUGAUCCUGCAGAACAAGAUCGACCCGGUGAGAGAGAGCCAGGCCCGCGUGCGGUAGGAGCAGAUCCUGGCCUUCGUGCGAGGCACGGCGGCAGAGGGGGCCCCGGUCUUCCCCAUCUCGGCCCUGAAGUACAGCACGGAAGGGGUCUGCUAGUACACGGUCAAGAAGAUCCCCGUGCCCCCGGGGACUUCACAUCAGAGCUGGCGCGUCGUCAUCCGCUGGUUCGACGUCAACCAGCCCUGCCGCGAAGUCAGCAUCCUGCGCGGGGUGCUGAAGAUGGGCCAGGAAUCGGUGAGGCCCGGCAUUGUCUCCAAAGACAGCCGAGGGAAGCUGCGCUGCCGGCCCAUCUUCUCCAAAACCGUGUGGCUGUUCGCCGAGCACAAGCACCUGCAGAACGCCGCCCCAGGCCUGAUCGGCGUGGGAACGAAGAUCGACCCCACCCUGUCCGCCGACCGCAUGGUGGGACAGGUGCCGGGCGCCGUGGGAGCUCUGCCCGAGAUAGUCACCGAGCUGGAAAUCUCCUUCCUGCUGAGGCGGCUGCAGGGCGUGCGCACCGAAGGAGACACGAAAGCGGCCGAGGUCCAGAAGCUGUCCAAGAACGAAGUGCUCAUGGUCAACAUCGACUCCCUGUCCACGGGAGGGAGGGUCAGUGCCAUCAAUGCUGACCUGGGCAAAAUCGUUCUGACCAGCCCCGUGUGCACAGAGGUCGGAGAGAAAAUUGCCCGCAGCCGGAGAGUUGAGAAGCACUUCCGUUUAAUUGGCUGGGGUCAGAUAAGAAGAGGGGUGAGAGUCAAACCAACUGUAGAAGAAGACUGA
This is a messenger RNA of Jaculus jaculus (lesser Egyptian jerboa), 1347 nucleotides long. Its product is annotated as eukaryotic translation initiation factor 2 subunit 3. The record is from RefSeq and is a predicted model, not a curated record. Gene Ontology annotation, cellular component: eukaryotic translation initiation factor 2 complex; cytosol. Gene Ontology annotation, biological process: formation of translation preinitiation complex; positive regulation of translational fidelity. Gene Ontology annotation, molecular function: translation initiation factor activity; tRNA binding; GTPase activity. NCBI's taxonomy places the organism in Eukaryota, Metazoa, Chordata, Mammalia, Rodentia, Dipodidae.